AUGUCAAUCACGGUACAGAUUAAGUCUGGGCAGAACAAGUGGCAGGUUGUCACAGAACCCGCAAAGACGGUGGCGGAGUUCAAGGACGAGAUCGCAAAAGUGUCGCAGAUUCCAGCUGCAAACCAGCGAUUGAUCUACUCUGGGAAGAUCCUGAAGGACGAUCAGACCGUGGAGUCAUACAAGAUACAGGACGGGCAUGCGAUCCAUCUGGUGAAGUCCGGUGGGAAUGCGAGUGCAGGGCCACAAGCAUCGUCCCAGGGCGAUGGUGCUCGCUCGGUACCAAGUAACAUUGCUUCAGGCCAGACGGGUGGGUUCAACCCGCUGAGCGAUCUGACCAGCGCGCGUUACGCCGGUUUCGCGAACUUACCCUCUGCCGAUAUGUUUGGACCCGACGGCGGGAUGAGCAACAUGCCCAACCAGGAGGAUCUUCUAGGGAUGCUGGAUAACCCUAUAUUCCAGUCGCAGAUGAACGAGAUGUUGAGCAAUCCGCAGAUGGUCGAUUUUAUGAUCCAAUCGAAUCCGCAGCUGCAAGCGAUGGGCCCGCAGGCCAGACAGUUUCUGCAGAGUCCGUUCUUCAGACAGAUGUUGACGAAUCCGCAGAUGAUCAGACAGAGCAUGCAAUUGUCCAGCAUGCUCAAUCCCAACGGGGCGGGCGACGGGGGUUCUGAGGCCGCUUCCUUCCCAGCUCCCGGCGACACAAAUACAGAGGCACGGACUGGCGAAACCGCGUCGGCCGCCAGCCCUGGUGCUGCACCGGAAAACCCCUUCGCUGCCCUGUUUAACCCGGCAAAUAAUCCGUUCGCCGCAAUGAUGAACAGCGGCCAAAAUGCCGGCGCUGUCCGUGGUGACCAACAGGCUCCACCUUUUGAUCCUUCGCUGCUAGCGUCUUUACUUGGUGGUUCUGCGCAGCAAAACGUCGAGCGAGACAAUAGGCCUCCAGAGGAGCGCUAUGAGCAGCAAUUGAGACAGUUGAACGACAUGGGUUUCCAUGACUUCGAGAAGAACGUGGCAGCUUUAAGACGAAGCGGAGGCUCUGUUCAAGGUGCACUGGAUAAUUUGUUGAAUGGUGAUGUUUAA
Torulaspora globosa is the source of this 1077-nucleotide messenger RNA. It is a transcript of the gene DSK2, whose product is annotated as ubiquitin domain-containing protein DSK2. The coding region runs from base 1 to 1077 and encodes 358 amino acids. NCBI's taxonomy places the organism in Eukaryota, Fungi, Ascomycota, Saccharomycetes, Saccharomycetales, Saccharomycetaceae. The transcript has a single exon. Gene Ontology annotation, biological process: ubiquitin-dependent protein catabolic process. Gene Ontology annotation, cellular component: cytosol. The record is from RefSeq and is a predicted model, not a curated record. Gene Ontology annotation, molecular function: polyubiquitin modification-dependent protein binding.